Nyctereutes procyonoides (raccoon dog) is the source of this 1026-nucleotide messenger RNA. RefSeq names its product complement C1q like 3 (gene C1QL3). The record is from RefSeq and is a predicted model, not a curated record. Gene Ontology annotation, molecular function: protein binding. NCBI's taxonomy places the organism in Eukaryota, Metazoa, Chordata, Mammalia, Carnivora, Canidae. The coding region runs from base 252 to 1019 and encodes 255 amino acids. The transcript is spliced from 2 exons.
CUCAAGUCACUCGGCGUCCGAGCUCCGUCCCCAGCCGCGGCUUCCGCGGGGCAGCGGGAGCAGGCGGGGAGCGGCCGGCGCGCGCGCGCCCAGGGGAGUUGGGGUUCGCAGGGGGUUGUUUUCGGCUCUGAGGAGGUCCCCGCCCAACCUUCAAAAUUUUGUCCAAAAGCAGACAAGAGGAUCGCCCCGCGCUGAGCCGGCUGGUGGGCAGCAGGAGGCGCCUGAUCGCCGCCGGGGCGCUGGGGGUGGUGAUGGUGCUGCUGCUGGUCAUCCUCAUCCCGGUGCUGGUGAGCUCGGCCGGCACGUCGGCGCACUACGAGAUGCUGGGCACCUGCCGCAUGGUCUGCGACCCCUACGGGGGCACGAAGGCGCCCAGCACCGCCGCCACGCCCGACCGCGGCCUCAUGCAGUCCCUGCCCACCUUCAUCCAGGGCCCCAAGGGCGAGGCCGGCAGGCCGGGGAAGGCGGGCCCGCGGGGGCCCCCCGGGGAGCCCGGGCCGCCGGGUCCCGUGGGCCCUCCGGGCGAGAAGGGCGAGCCCGGCCGCCAAGGCCUGCCGGGCCCGCCCGGGGCGCCCGGCCUGAACGCGGCCGGGGCGAUCAGUGCCGCCACCUACAGCACGGUGCCCAAGAUCGCCUUCUACGCCGGCCUCAAGCGGCAGCACGAAGGCUACGAGGUGCUCAAGUUCGACGACGUGGUCACCAACCUCGGCAACCACUACGACCCCACGACGGGCAAGUUCACCUGCUCCAUCCCGGGCAUCUACUUCUUCACCUACCACGUCCUGAUGCGCGGAGGGGACGGCACCAGCAUGUGGGCUGAUCUCUGCAAGAACAACCAGGUGCGUGCCAGUGCCAUCGCUCAAGACGCCGACCAGAAUUACGACUAUGCCAGUAACAGUGUGGUUCUUCACCUGGAGCCGGGAGAUGAAGUCUACAUCAAAUUAGAUGGUGGGAAAGCCCACGGAGGGAAUAACAACAAAUACAGCACAUUUUCUGGAUUUAUUAUUUACGCUGACUGAUACCACA